This is a messenger RNA of Ricinus communis (castor bean), 920 nucleotides long. RefSeq names its product iron-sulfur assembly protein IscA-like 1, mitochondrial. The record is from RefSeq and is a predicted model, not a curated record. NCBI's taxonomy places the organism in Eukaryota, Viridiplantae, Streptophyta, Magnoliopsida, Malpighiales, Euphorbiaceae. Gene Ontology annotation, biological process: iron-sulfur cluster assembly. Bases 232 to 630 code for a protein of 132 amino acids. Gene Ontology annotation, molecular function: 2 iron, 2 sulfur cluster binding. Gene Ontology annotation, cellular component: mitochondrion; cytoplasm. The transcript is spliced from 3 exons.
GUCAGAGUCUCAUAUUUUCUCUCGAAGUCUCAAAUUACUUCUUAUUCUUUUCUUCUUUAGCUACUGCAUAUUUCUUUCUUUUUUAUCAGAUAAAAAAAGUAAAUUUAAUAAAAAAACAAGUUCAUGUUUAGUGACAUAUUCUUAUAUUCUAUUUGGGAAAAACAAAAAAAAUUCGAAGUUAACUUUUAUAUGUAAAAUAAAUAAAUAUUGGCAAUUCCAUCCAGUGGAGAGAUGGCAGCCUCUAGAGUUUUGGGACAAGCGGCACGACGGGAAGCCCUAAGCCUAACAGACGCAGCGGCCGCGAGAAUUCGCCACCUACUUGUGCAGCGCCAACGCCCUUUCCUUCGCCUUGGUGUCAAGGCCCGCGGCUGUAACGGUCUGUCCUACACCCUCAAUUAUGCAGAUGAGAAAGGAAAGUUUGAUGAGUUGGUUGAAGAUAAAGGAGUUAAGAUAUUGAUUGAUCCUAAGGCUCUGAUGCAUGUUAUUGGAACCAAGAUGGAUUUUGUUGAUGAUAAGCUCCGAUCUGAAUUUAUUUUCAUCAAUCCUAACUCUAAAGGUCAAUGUGGUUGUGGAGAGUCCUUUAUGACGACGAGUAGUUCAGAAGCUGCUAAACGUGGUGUUAGUGGAUAAGUUAGUGGUUUCACUCUCAUGGUAUCAUCUUAUAUUCUUUCUCUGAGCAUUAAGGUUACUGAAACAAUGUCAUCUUGGAUGUGAGAAUAACAGCUUAGGAGUCAGUAGUCUUUCCUUAUGUUUUCCUUCAAGUCGCUCCUUUUCCUUAUGUGAGAAUAUAACUUGUAUGUUGGACACUGCAUUGUAUAUAUUUAUACUUCACCAAGGGUUUUGUAGAUAUUAAAUGUAACUGUAUCAUUUGACAGCUCUCUGUUUUAAUAAGAGAAACAGUUAUAGUUUGUUGGCCUUCA